UAUAAACAAACAUGGCGGCGGUGGACGUGGAGGACGAGAGUCUCCUGGCCUCCAUCUUUAAGGACCGCUUCUCCCCUGACUGCAACUCCUAUCUUUCCGAGCUGAGCUCCCUGAGGCUGGAGCAGCUGGUCCGGGAGCCGGAGCGUCUGCAAGAGGACCGGGCUCUGAUCCUCCAGCAGACCCGGGAGCUGGCCUUCAGGAACUACCAGACCUUCAUCCGGACCGCUGACUGCACGGAGCUCAUCUACCGGGACUUCAGCCGGGUGGAGGGCAGUGUGAACCGGCUGAUCAGCAAGCUGCCCGGGCUGGGGGAGAGAUGCAGGGGCUUCAUGAAGGAGGCAGAGGAGAUCGGGUCGAGCCGGCGGAUGAACAGCCUGACGCUGAACCGGCACACGGAGAUCCUGGAGAUCCUGGAGAUCCCUCAGCUCAUGGACACCUGCGUCCGUAACGGAUACUACGAGGAGGCUCUGGAGCUGGCAGCGUACGUGAAGAGGCUGGAUAGGAAACACUCGUCUCUGCCCGUCAUCCAGGGAAUCGUGCGUGAGGUGCGUCAGUCCACCUCUCUGAUGCUGAACCAGCUCCUGCAGCAGCUGCGCAGUAACUCCCAGCUGCCCGUCUGCCUGCGUGUGAUUGGCUACCUGCGGCGCAUGGACGUGUUCACGGAGGCGGAGCUCCGGGUGAAGUUCCUGCAGGCCCGAGGCUCCUGGCUGAGCUCCAUCCUCGCCGCCGUGCCCGAUGACGACCCCUACUUCCACGUCACCAAGACUAUCGAGGCGUGCCGCGUGCACCUGUUCGACAUCAUCACGCAAUACCGCGCCGUCUUCUCCGACGACGACCCGCUGCCCACCAGCCAGGUGAACGAGGCGGCCAUCUUCCACGGCUGGGUGGUGCAGAAGGUGUCCGAGUUCCUGCAGACGCUGGAGAGGGACCUGCAGCGGGGGGUGGGGGGGCGCCUGGACUCCCUGCUGGGGCAGUGCAUGUACUUCGGCUUGUCCUUCAGCCGGGUGGGGGCGGACUUCCGCGGCCAGUUGGCCCCCCUGUUCCAGCGCACGGCAGCGGAGACGUUCCGCAGCGCCGUGUCGGAGGCGGUGGAGCGGUUCAAGGAGGACAUGAACGUCUACACCCUGAUCUCCAUGCCCUCCGUGCUGGGGGGCUCCAUCCCCCCGCAGCAGACCCCCCAGCCCGGCACCCUGCAGCCCCCUAUGUCCCUGCUGGACUUCACGCCGCUGGCCUGCCUCCUCAACAACUUCCUGAGCGCCUUCAACGACCUGAGGCUGUGCUGCCCCAUCGGCCUGGCUCAGGACGUCAGUGCCUGCCUGCAGGACGCCAUGAGCACCGUGACGCGGCAGGUGUUGUUGUUCCACCGUGCGGAGGAGUCGGCGUUCAGCGGGCGAGAGAAGGACCUCUUCCUGUCGUUCUGCUGCUCCUACGCCGAGAGUCUGCUGCCCUUCAUCAACCGCUGCCUGCAGCUGCUCUUCCCCCCCGCUCAGAUCGCCCUCAUCCUGGGAGUGCCCGUCUCUCAGCUGCACAGGUUCGGUAGUCUGGGAAGCAUCGACCUCGCUGACGUCCUGCAGCCUCUCAGCUUCCUGCUGCCGCUCACCGAGCCGCUGCCGGAGAGCCAACUCCCAGACAUCUCCUCCGAUAUCGCUCCCGAACUCAGCGGCCUCACGUUGGGGACGCAGGGAGAGGAAGUGGAGACACCGCAGCAGGAAGUGGAGAUGCAGCAAGAGGAAGUGGAGACGCAGGGAGAGGAAGUGGAGACACCGCAGCAGGAAGUGGAGACGCAGGGAGAGGAAGUGGAGACGCAGGGAGAGGAAGUGGAGACGCAGGGAGAGGAAACGGGAGAUGCUGAGUAUCAGGACGAAAGCUUUUCUCUGGAGUGACGGCGAUGACUUAAAUCACUCGUAUAAUAAUAAUAAUCUCCAGCCGGGAGGAACUCGGAGACGAAUCACUUCCUGCUGUGGUGACGGGACAUUUGAAUGAUUUAUUGGAAAUGAAAGACUCUUAUUUAAGGUAACGGGGAGUCUGUUUUCCUCUUUUUAUGCACCUGCCCUGAAGUUCCAGAUCAUCUUGAGAUAUUUUUAUAAAGUGUUUUUCUUUUGGCUGAGGUGUGAAGUUGGUGUUUGGAUAAAAGAUGUGACUUUAACGAGUAAUGAAUGACCAAAUUAUUCUCAAUGCAAUUUAUUUGUACAUUUUCAUGAUUAUAUUCUGUUUGGAGGGUUUUGGAAACCUAGCUGACUGGAUUUAUCCUCAGCAGGUGUUCACACUUUCAAACAAGUAAAAAAAAAAAAGGCAAUAACUCACA
Molecule: messenger RNA, 2305 nt
Organism: Eleginops maclovinus (Patagonian blennie)
Lineage: Eukaryota; Metazoa; Chordata; Actinopteri; Perciformes; Eleginopidae
Gene: cog8
Product: component of oligomeric golgi complex 8
Exons: 6
Coding region: 12-1883 (623 amino acids)
Biological process (GO): intra-Golgi vesicle-mediated transport
Cellular component (GO): COG complex
Source: RefSeq, a predicted model, not a curated record